Molecule: messenger RNA, 1218 nt
Organism: Carcharodon carcharias (great white shark)
Lineage: Eukaryota; Metazoa; Chordata; Chondrichthyes; Lamniformes; Lamnidae
Product: interleukin-8-like
Exons: 4
Coding region: 61-372 (103 amino acids)
Biological process (GO): inflammatory response; antimicrobial humoral immune response mediated by antimicrobial peptide; neutrophil chemotaxis
Cellular component (GO): extracellular region
Molecular function (GO): CXCR chemokine receptor binding; chemokine activity
Source: RefSeq, a predicted model, not a curated record
UUCUGAAUGCUGCCAGCUGCUCGCGCCUGAAGACUAGAAGAGAGCCAGCCACAUUCAACCAUGAAAUUCCAAACAAUCUUUUUGCUGUUGACAACAACUGUUAUCUGCCUAGCUACUCAUGGAAUCACAAAAAACACGGGAUGCAAAUGUGUGAAAGUCAGCUCUCAUUUCAUUUCACCACGAAGAUAUCAGCAUAUCGACAUAUUUCCUCCGAGCACCUUCUGCAGGAAAGUAGAGAUUGUAAUUACCCUGAAGAAUAUGAUGAAGAUCUGUGUGAAUCCCCAAACUCCAUGGGUCAAAAGAGUUGUUGGUCUCCUUACUGAAAAAUCAGAAGUCACUACUCCACCUGCUGAAGUGACUUCAACUGAAUGAAUAUGAAUUGAUCCUACACAAGGCAAAAUUCUACUGCUUACUGAACCAAGUUUGUACGUUUAAGCUAAACUGUAGCAGACUUACCAAUAUCUGAAUUAUUUUCUAUUUUGCUCACACACACUCCAGCCAAUAUCACUGAUGCACAUAAAUCCUUGUAGCAUGCCAGUGGCUUUUUAUGCUAUUUUGAUAUAGUUUCUGGUGCAUAAGAGUUAAUGCGUCAAAAUAUUUGAGCCAGUAAACUGAAAUGUAUCAACAAAGGUCUAAGUAUAAAGGGAUUUUAGGUUGAUUUUCUACUGCCCACGCACAUUUAGAGGCAGAGGUCGAGAUAGAUUCUUGACUAACAAGGGAGUUAAAGGUUAUGGGGGGGUAGGUAGAAUGUAGAGUUGAGCCCACAAUCAGAUCAUCUUGAAUGGCAGAGCAGAUUCCAGGAACCGAACUACUUAGUCUGGCUCCUAAUUCGUAUGUUUGCACAUACACAUAUUGAAAGAAAUAAUUAUUCUCUCAUUGCAGUUACGAAUAAAUUGUUUGAAAAUGUACAUGUUUUAUAAUAGUUUUCUAAAACUGUGGGAGUGUCUGGCUUUAGGAAUUCUAGAUCUGUAAUGUAAUCAAAUGUUAUGACAACAUAGAGGCAAUAUCACCUGUUAGAUCACUGAUUAGGUAUUGAUGAUUAAAUAGAGUGCUCUGAAAUUUAGCACAGCUCAGUUGUUAGGCUGUGACAAUUACUUAUAUGACAAUCAACUUUACAAACAUGGCUUUAUAUUUUUGUUGUCACUCAGAUGAUAACUUUUGUAUUCAGUGAAUUUUAUUUUUGAGGCUAUUGGUAAAUAAAUGGCUCAGUUGUGUUAA